Temnothorax curvispinosus is the source of this 2756-nucleotide messenger RNA. Its product is annotated as nucleobindin-2-like. NCBI's taxonomy places the organism in Eukaryota, Metazoa, Arthropoda, Insecta, Hymenoptera, Formicidae. The coding region runs from base 211 to 1962 and encodes 583 amino acids. Gene Ontology annotation, molecular function: calcium ion binding. Gene Ontology annotation, cellular component: extracellular exosome; endoplasmic reticulum-Golgi intermediate compartment. The transcript is spliced from 11 exons. The record is from RefSeq and is a predicted model, not a curated record.
UGCUGGUUAAUCAAUGUGGUGCAAAGCUUUCUUCUGCCGACUAUUUUUUUAUCGAGUGUCUUCUGCACUCGAUACAUGUGAUCGUAAUCGUUGAUAAGGCUUAGUCGAAUAAAAGAUAACGCAUGAAUUGUCAUUGAACGAGAAUAUAAAGUAGGACUUAAAUUAAAUAAUCGACUUAAGCAAAUAAAUGUCGAAUGUUGUUCCAGAAAAAUGCAGUACCUUCUACCACUAGUUUUAGUAGUUUUAAUAAUACAGACGUCGGUCGCACCGCCUGUCGAAAAGAAGAAGAAGGAGGAGGAUCACAAUGACAAGGAGAACGAAGUCGAUGACUCCGAAGAUUUGGGAAACGCGGAGUAUCAAAUGGAGUAUCAUCGGUACUUGAAGGAAGUGGUCCAGGCUUUGGAAAGUGACCCGGAGUUCCGCGAAAAGUUGGAAAAGGCCCAUGAAGACGAUAUACGUACGGGCAAGAUAGCGCACGAGCUCCAGUUCGUAGAUCAUAAGGUCAGAACGAAGCUCGAUGAAUUGAAACGAGAGGAAUUGGAGAGGCUGCGACAUCUCGCCACCAAGGAGCAUAAUCUGAUCAACGGUCUGGACAUGGACCACUUAAAGAUAGCGGAACAUUUGGAUCACUCUAAUACGCAUACGUUCGAGAUAGAUGAUUUGAAGAAAUUGAUCGCCAAGACGACGAAAGACUUGGCGGACGCCGAUAAAAGAAGACGUCAGCAAUUUAAAGAAUACGAGAUGGAAAAGAAAUUCGAGGAGGAGCAAAAGAUGAAGGGUAAUACCGGUCUGAAGGAGGAAGAGAAGAAGAAGUACGAGGAAGAAUUGGAAGCGAUGAAGAAGAAGCACAAGGAUCACAAACCCUUGCAUCAUCCCGGUAGUAAGCAACAAUUGGAGGAAGUAUGGGAGAAGCAAGAUCAUAUGGAGGAUCAGGAAUUUAAUCCCAAGACGUUCUUUUACCUUCAUGAUCUGGAUGGCAAUGGUUUCUGGGAUCAAGACGAGGUAAAGGCUCUGUUCUUGAAGGAAUUGGAUAAACUUUACAAUGAAGGCGCGCCUGAAGAUGACAUCUACGAAAGACGGGAAGAAAUGGAAAGAAUGAGAGAACACGUGUUUAAUGAGGCCGAUCUUAAUCACGACGGUCUCAUAAGUUAUCAAGAAUUUUUAGAACAAACGAAGAAACCCGAUUUCCAGCAGGAUGAAGGAUGGCAAGGAUUGGAUGAGCAACAAAUUUAUUCUCAACAAGAGUAUGAAGCUUUCCAGAGGCACAGACAGGAAGAAAUCCAGAAAAUGAUCGCCAAGGGAAUGUUACCACCACCCCCUGACACUGCACAUCUACCUGUCCAACAUGAGCAGUUCCCACCACAGUACCAACAACAAUACGAGCCCCAGUAUCAUAAUCCGCAGCAAGUGGAUCCUUCGCAAAAAGUCGAGGUGCGGUAUCACGGGCUUCCAGGACAGAUACCGCAAUACCAGGAACAACCCUAUCAACCUCAAGUUCCACCGCCUCAGCAACAUUAUCCUGGUCAGAUUCCGCAGCAGCAACAGUACCAGGGACAACAGCCGCAGUAUCAAGUACCAGUACCGCAACAGCCUCAGUUCCAACCUCAGGGCCAACCUCAGCAAGCACAGCAACAAUUCCAAGGCCAGCCUCAGCAGGUCCAACAACAGAUUCACAAUCAGCCUCAACAGGUCCAACAACAGACUCAGAACCAGCCUCAGCAAGCCCAACAACAGAUUCACAAUCAGCCUCAACAGGUCCAACAACAGACCCAGAACCAGCCUCAGCAAGCUCAGCAGCAAACACAACAGCAGCAAAUGCAGAAUCAAGUGCCACAAAAUACUCAGAGUAACGUUCCGUCGAGCAGCCAAGGUGCUGCACAAGUCAGCCACAAUCUUCUACAGCAACAAGAUCCGAAGCUUGUUAAACAACAAAUCAACCAGAACAUUGUACCGAAUAUGUAGACAGUGUAGCUAACGCGAUGUGAUGAUCGAAUAGUUAAUAAAAAUGUUUUUAGUUAAUUUUUUUUUCUAAAUCGUGGACCAGUAAAAAUAUUGGACAAAGUUCUAUGGUUCUCGAUUUAAAAAGGCUAUAUGAGACUCUUAAAAAAAAUUUAAUUUCAGAGAAGUGCAAGCGAAAUAUAGUAUUUACAUGUUUAUUUAUGCCAGAAAUACUGAUAAUAAUUUUACUUUUGUAAUUAUUUUAAGGCUUCUGUCGUGGCAUCAGCCAUAUUCAGUUACGAUAUUGGAAGCAAAAAAUCAUUUAAACUCUUUUUCUUGCAAAUAUAUAAAUAUAAUAUAAAUUAAUUCUAUUAAUUAAAAGGAUAUACCCUGAAGUGAAGAUAAAAUUUCCACGCAAUAUUAAGUUAGCCGCUGCGAUAAAACAGUUAAUAUUUUUAUGCAUUUGCUCAACAAGCAGGCUAGUAGUUGCUUUGGCGACAUGAACGUGUUCCUUGAUAUAUUAUAUUUCAUUAAUUUAUGCUGUGGACACAGUAUACAUAUAUGUAUGUAUGUAUAACAAGAAAUGAUUUACAUGGUUUUUUCGUUUCAUGACUCAAUGUGGUUGUAGCUAGGAAAGAGCCCUAAUUAUUACAUGUGCAAUAUACUGUUGAAUUUUUUUUGUAACUCAGAAUUAAUUCAACAAAUUGCUAAGACCGAUAAUGUUUAUCAUUGUUUUUAGCGAACUAUUUCUUUACUAAUAUUGCGAUCAUAUUGUAUAAAAUGUCUCAUUGCUAAAUAAAUGUUUUCCGAAAAAUGUA